GUCAAUGCAAGAGUCAGUGCAGUUUCUGCCUAUUAACAGCUGGCAACUUGUACAAUGUUUUGGAGUGUUCUGACGCCUCAUUGGCAGAGCUGCUGGCGUACACAGAGCUGUGACACUCCUGGAGUUAUUACAGUUCUGAGCUUGAUGACUCUGCAGUAUUUGCUAACUAACCCUGUGCAGCAGCUGUAACAGAGGAAGAGAAAAAUUCACCCUAGUGCUGCCAGAUUGCAGAGGUGCUCCAGAAUCAGGAAGUAACAAAUCAAAGAGCACUGAGGAAUCAGGUGAAGGUCAGAUCCCUUGAAAUGGCGUUUGCUUAUAUGCUGCUGGUGUUAGUCCUGGCAGUUUUCAUUGCUGCUUUCAUAUUGUUAGUCGUGGGGACAAUUUAUUUUGCUCUCUCCAACUCAGAAAUCCCUCCUGGCGUGGACCAGCCUGUAAAGCUCCGACUGCUUCACAUUAUUUUGACUGGAACAGCAGUUCUGGGGAAGAUUUUGGAGAGGCUGGGCCUAUGCAGUCAAGUUGGCUUUGUCCGCUAUAUGCGCCAGGGAAAGAAAUUAGGAGAGGAUCCCAAGCUCUUCAUCAAGGACCUGCAGUUUGGGAGAGUGCCAGUGCGUCUUUACCAGCCUCAAGCACCUUCUGCUGGCCGAAGGAGAGGGGUCAUCUACUUUCAUGGAGGAGGCUGGAUGUUUGGCAGCAUUGAUAGCUAUGAAACUGUGUGCCGCUACAUCGCUGGAGAAAGUGAAUCGGUGGUUGUGUCCGUUGAGUAUCGUCUGGCUCCCGAGCACACGUACCCAGCACAGUAUGAGGACUGUCUGGCUGCUUCCACACACUUUAUGAAGAUGGCAGAAGACUAUGGAGUGGAUCCUGCCUGUAUUAUCCUUGCGGGGGACAGUGCAGGAGGCAAUCUUGCUGCUGCUGUUUGCCAAACCCUCGUGACUAGUGCAGACCUUCCGAAGGUACAUGCUCAGCUCUUGAUCUAUCCAUGCCUUCAGGCAAUUGACUUCAAUUUACCAUCAUAUCAGCAAAACCGUGGAGUCCCCAUCUUGUUUAGGGAACGUGCAGCUUUCUAUGUUCUGCAGUACCUGACGGGUGAUGCAUCCUUUUUGGAAGAUGUCCUGGAAGGUUCCCAUCUUCCCGUAGACGUAAAAUUGAAGUUUAAGAAAUGGCUAAGCGCAGACAAUAUCCCCAAGGAAUUUAAGGUCAGAGGGUUCAAACCAAAGGUGCCCAUCGGAUGCUCCCUUGAGGUUUAUGAGGCAGUUAAAGGUCUCUGUGAGCCAGCCUUUUCCCCACUUUUAGCGUAGGAGGCUGUGGUUCGCCAGCUCCCGGCGUCGUUCAUCUUGACCUGUGAGUAUGACGUGCUUAGGGAUGAUGGCCUGUUAUACAAGAAGAGAUUAGAAGACAGCGGUGUUCCGGUGACCUGGUACCACAUUGAGAAUGGAUUCCAUGGAGUCAUAAGCCUGUUUGGUCAUGGAGGGUUGUCAUUUCCAACUGGAAAAAAGGGACUGGACAGCAUUGUAAGCUUUCUCAGAAGCUUAUAAAAAACCAGUUUUUCAAAUACUGGGUCUUCUGUUUCCUCUGGUCUCCAUGUAGACCCCAAAGUCUGGGAAGAGCUCUAUAGGAACAGUAUUUGAUAUCACAUGAUGGGCUGCUUUGACAUGGUUUCCCCUGCUGAUGAAGUUCACAGGCUUGUGUGAUGUCUCUUCUGUUGCUGGUUGGAGUGCUGAUUGCACAUCUACCUAUUUGUAAUGAUUUCUUUGCAUCAUGCGGCAAGCUGGUGUCUUUCUAAAUAUCAGUAAAUAUUAAAGAAUACUAUUUGAACUGAU
Molecule: messenger RNA, 1820 nt
Organism: Pelodiscus sinensis (Chinese soft-shelled turtle)
Lineage: Eukaryota; Metazoa; Chordata; Testudines; Trionychidae
Product: arylacetamide deacetylase-like 4
Cellular component (GO): membrane
Molecular function (GO): carboxylic ester hydrolase activity
Source: RefSeq, a predicted model, not a curated record